This is a messenger RNA of Tarenaya hassleriana, 613 nucleotides long. RefSeq lists its product as uncharacterized. Lineage: Eukaryota; Viridiplantae; Streptophyta; Magnoliopsida; Brassicales; Cleomaceae. The transcript has a single exon. The record is from RefSeq and is a predicted model, not a curated record. The coding region runs from base 270 to 488 and encodes 72 amino acids.
UAGGUAUCUCGAACACAUCAAACCAAAAAAAAAAAUUAAUAAACACCGACAUCGGCAAAAAAAAAUAAUGAUCCAUCUAGCUCUCUUCCUAGAUUUCACGAUCCGGCUCUCCGUAAUCUUCCACAAUGUGUUAUUCUCGUACUCUAUACAUCACAUCUCUAUAAGUACCCCAGUCGUAUCGCUCAAUUAGCCACGAGUCUUCUUCUCGAAUAUCGCGUCUCUUUCUUUUUCUACUUCUUGAACGAGCUAGGGUUUUCCAACUGAGAAGGAUGAUACCGAUAUGCGUGGAGUGUGGGUCGAGGAGCAACCCCUGCAGAUGCCGAGUGGUCGGGCCGACGCUGGGGUUCGUGGCUUUCGUGGUGGCCGGUGCCGUUGAAUGGCCCCUCGGAGCGCUGGUUUAUUGCUUCAAGCACGCCAAGGGCCGUAGCAUCAUGGCUCAUCCGGCCACCGUUGUUUAUCCUUCGGUCGCCGGCUCCAUUCCCAUUUGAUCUUUUUAUUUAUUUAUUUUUAAACAAUAUUUUUUUUAAGAAACAUGCACCUAUAUGUAGUUAACAAAACACUCAAAAGGUUGUGUUUUUACUUUCUGAAAUAAAUGUGAACUCGAUCGAUGCCA